UUCACCUUUGCUGACAUUGUGCCAAAAAUCAUUCAUCAAUAACGAAUAUUUUCACCAAACAUCCUGGUUUAAUUUUUCAAAGUUUUUGUUAAUUUUGUAGUUUAAUUUGAAUAUGGUGUGCGUAAUUCUCUUACAAAUAUAUAGACUAUACGUAUUACAUUUGGAAACAGUUGAUGAAGGUAACGGCGGCUCUGUAUAUAGGAAGCGACACAAACAUAGGUCGAAAGAGAAGAAAGAACGAAGCAGAAGACACGAACACAAGUCAAAAAGGCACAAGAGACGGCGAGAAGUGGCCGAGACCACGGUCUCAGUGAUCAGUGACCCUCGGAAACACGACCGAGUGGACGGAGGCAGAAUUAGAGCCAUAAUAUUAACAAAUUCUGAUGACAUCAAGGAAUUGGAAUUGACUAAACUGUUCAAUGAUCAAGUUUCAACUGAAAAUGAGAAGAAGAAGAACAAAAAGAAACAGAAAUCAGAGACCUCGGAAGAAUCAGUGAAUGUUCAUCAUACAACUGACGAUUCAGGCAUUUGACAUCAUCGGGUAAGGCGAGAGAGCCCCAAACGAAGCCCCAGGCACAAAAGACAAAGCAUAAAGACAAGAAGCAUAGACGGAAACAGAGUAGUGACAGCGACUCCGGCAGUUCUAGUUAAAUGUCAAUAAAAAAUGAGGUGACAUUUGA
Messenger RNA from Manduca sexta (tobacco hornworm), 680 nucleotides. RefSeq lists its product as uncharacterized. The coding region runs from base 113 to 532 and encodes 139 amino acids. The record is from RefSeq and is a predicted model, not a curated record. Lineage: Eukaryota; Metazoa; Arthropoda; Insecta; Lepidoptera; Sphingidae. The transcript has 5 exons.